Leucoraja erinaceus (little skate) is the source of this 3254-nucleotide messenger RNA. It is a transcript of the gene oit3, whose product is annotated as oncoprotein induced transcript 3. Lineage: Eukaryota; Metazoa; Chordata; Chondrichthyes; Rajiformes; Rajidae. Bases 1507 to 2997 code for a protein of 496 amino acids. The transcript has 9 exons. The record is from RefSeq and is a predicted model, not a curated record. Gene Ontology annotation, molecular function: calcium ion binding.
AAUUCAAUAGAGAUGAUAAAAUACAGGCCUGUGUGAGAAACUGCAAACAUAAUAUAUUAGAACAAUAGAGACGAGGAAGAGAUUCAAGUGUGUACAAUUAUAUUAGGUUGUUAUUGUCACAUGCUGCAAGAAAGGUUAUUUUGCAUGUUAUCCUGACAAUUCAAACUAUGGUAUAUGAGUAGGAAGGAACUGCAGAUGCUGGCUUGAACUGAAGAUAAACACAAAAUGCUGGAGUAACUCAGCGGGACAGGCUGCGUUGCUGGAGAUAAGGAAUGGGUGAUGUCUUGGGUCAAGGCCCGAAGACCAGUCUGAAGAAGAGUCUCGACCUGAAACAUCACCCAUUCCUUCUCUCCGGAGAUGCUGCCUGUCCCGCUGAGUUAUUCCAGCAUUUUGUGUCUAUCUUCAAUUCAAACUAGACGUGAGUCCAGUCAUACAUAAGUAAAAGAGUGAAACAAAUGUAAGUAGAUCCUCUUCUGGGACAGCACAUGGUAGAGCUGCUGCCUCACAGCAUCAGAGACUUGGGUUCGAUCCUGACCUCGGGUGCUGUCUGCACGAUGUGUGCACAUUCUACCUGUGACCGUGUGAGUUUCCUCCAGGUGCUCUAGUCCCAAAGACGUGUGGGUUUGUUGGUUAAGUUGGUCUCUGUAAAUAUCCCCUUGUGUGUAGGGAGUGGAUGUGAAUGUGGGAUAGUACAGAACUAGUGUGAAGGGGUGAUCGAUGGUCUGCAUGCACUUGGUGGGCUGAAGGGUCCCUUUCAAUGCUGUAUCUCUAAACUAAGCUAAUUGAAAUGAGGUGCAAGAGAUUAGAUAAAAGUAUAUUCUGAAAUUCAUGAAGCUGGAAAUCCGAACCGUAAGCACAAUAUACUUGAAGCACUCAACAGGUCAGCCAGUGCCUAUGGAAACAGUGUUAUUGUUUCAGGUUGACUUCAUCUGUGCCAGCACUCGGAGUAGUUAAUCCCAUUUAGUUCCUUGUGUUUUAUCCUCUCUCACAGGGCCAUCUACUCUACCCAAGGAAUGGCCAUAUAACUCAUUGACCAGCAUAUUUUUGAGAUGUGGGAGGAAACUGGAGGACGGUGUCCUCGAACCAUCGAACCCCACACAGAGAACAGCAGAAGUCAGGAUUGAGCAUUGGUCACUGGAGCCGAGUCAGCAGCUCUACCAAUGCCUAUCUUUUCAGUACUCCCAUAUUCGUACCACUUUUCAGAGGCUGCAAAACACUUUGACAAUUCCCAUAAGGCAUGGGAGAUAUAAUAUUUCUAUGUGCAUUUUUUAUAGGUUUCAGGUCACACCAAAGGUUUCUUCAGGUCGAAAAGCUCCGCCCUAAUGUUUUGUUCCAUUUCAUGCCGUGUCCUCCGAGUGUCGACGUCACUUGUAGAAGCAAAACACGAGGAACAAAUGACAACGUCAACAUGGAAAGGUGGCGGUAGAUCCCUGCUCGGCGUACAUCAGCUUGAACGAGCCUUGGCGGAACACGGAGCACCACAUCAACGUCUCGCGCGGGAGGCCCAUGUGCGACAGCCACAUGGACGGGGAGUGGUACCGCUUCACCGGCAUGGCAGGGGACGCCAUGCCCACCUUCUGCAUCGAGGAGAAUCUCUGCGGCACCCAUGCGCCCAUCUGGCUGAACGGCAGCCACCCCAUGCAGUCCGAUGGCAUUGUGUCGGUGCAGGCUUGUGCCAGCUUCAACGACAACUGCUGUCUCUGGAACACCACGGUGGAUGUGAAGGCUUGCACGGGAGGUUACUACGUCUACCGUCUACCAAACCCCACCGUCUGUUUCCACGUGUACUGUGGCCAUUUCUAUGAUAUUUGUGAUCAUGUGGAUUGCGUGGGACACUGCGUGGGUGAAGAUGAAUGUCAAUGCGCUCCUGGCACCGUCCUCGGACCAGAUGCCCAGAUUUGCCUAGAUGUCAACGAGUGUGCUGUCAACAAUGGGGGUUGCAGUGAAGAAUGCAUCAACCUGCAAGGCUCCUUCCGCUGCAAGUGUGGGAUUGGAAAAGCACUGGGCAGGAACUCUGUGACCUGCGAAGACAUUGAAGGCUGCCACAGCACUAAUGGAGGUUGCAGUCACAACUGUGUGUCGGAGGAGGGGGGAUAUCACUGUGAAUGUCCGCGUGGGCUUUUAUUAUCAGAGGACAAUCACACCUGUCAAGUGCCGGUGCAGUGUAAGUCCGAGUCGAUUGAAGUGGCUGUACCUAAGGAUUUAGUUGGCGGCUUGGAGCUGUAUCUCUUGAAUGCUUCAUGCAAGGCUCUUUCCAAUGGGACUCACGUCAACAUUAACUUCAAUCUCAAAACCUGUGGCACCUCUGUAGAGGUUGUGGGUGAUAAGAUCAUUGCAAGAAACACACUGACUGGUAUUCCCAAGCAGACUCCGGGCAGCAAUGGGGACAUUAUCAUCCGGACCAGCAAACUGGUGAUCCCCAUCACCUGCGAGUUCCCCCGUCAGUACAUCGUGUCGGAAGGGUAUGUGCCCAACCCUGCAAACUCCCCCCUGCAGAUCAUGGGCAGAAACCAUGGCCUCUUCCCCUUUGCCCUGGAGAUCUUCAAAUCCAAAGAUUUUGAUGAGAUUUACAAAGACACGCCGCCUGUUCUCAAAUUGCGAGACUCCCUGUACUUCGGCAUUGAGCCACUCAUGCACGUGGAUGGGCUGGAAGCCCUGGUUGAGAACUGCUUUGCUACUCCCUCUGCCAGCAGCGAUGAUAUCAUGCGGUACUACCUCAUAAAGGAUGGCUGCAUCAAUGAUGAAACAGUCAAGCAAGAGACAUCCAACGACCAUCUUGCAAAACAUUUCUAUGUCCCUGUCUUUAAGUUUGUGGGAAGAGACAAUAAGAAGGUGUACUUGCACUGCCGAGUGCUAGUGUGUGGAGCCCAGGACACCAAGUCUCGAUGUUCCCAGGGCUGCCGCAAGCGGAUACAUAGAUCAGCGGAGACGGGCACUGGAGGCCACCUGAGGGAUCAUCUCCUCAGCGGAGGUCCGAUAGUGAUUGAAACCCAGUGACAAAGCUGGGCAGCGUCCAGAUCAUUCCACUGAACACCUUUAAACUUUGUCCAUUAAUGCACGAGUCGCACAAAAAUGUAUCGUUGCUUUAGCUAGAUAAUUAUACUUGUUUGUUUUCUGAUUAGCAGACUGAACUAAUGAGCCCUGUAAUGGGACACUAAUUGUGUGGCUUGCACUGUAGCAAAGUCCAUUUUGAAUAUAUCUUAAUUACAGAUACUUAUAGCUAUACCUUUUUAAUAAAGAUGCAUAUUACUUUA